This is a messenger RNA of Actinia tenebrosa (Australian red waratah sea anemone), 1875 nucleotides long. RefSeq lists its product as uncharacterized. NCBI's taxonomy places the organism in Eukaryota, Metazoa, Cnidaria, Anthozoa, Actiniaria, Actiniidae. The record is from RefSeq and is a predicted model, not a curated record.
CUUCGAUCAGUUUAUACCCUUAUGAGAUACAAAUUUGUAUCGUUUCAGAAUUGUAACAUUUCCCAAAUAAAUUGAAUCCAAGUACAAGCAAGGUACCUAACACAAAGAAAAGGGCAUCUCCAAUGAAAUGGAAUAAUGAUCAAGAUGAGGCACUCUGCAAACAAAUCUUAUUGAUUGAACCUUUUCAGUACAGAGCAAGAACCAUUAGAAGUGGAAGUGCUUGGUCAAAAAUUGCUAUAGAGUUUAACCAAAUGACCUCUUUACAUUUUGACAGACUCUUGGAUAACAGGGCAGUGAGAGAUAGAUUCAAUACAAUUAAAGACAAUUUCAAAGGAAAGGUGCGAGCAGAAGAAAUUGCAUCUGGGAUAUCCCCACCAGAGUUGACUCCCACAGAAAAUGCAAUAGAGGAUAUCAUUGAAAGAGAGAAAGAAGCUGAAUGUAUGUUUUGUAUAGAAGAUGCUGAAAAUAGCAAAAGUGUAGAAAAACAAAUACAGACUGGAGAGGAAAUGAGACUGCAAUCAUUGGAGACCUUUGCUGAAACGAGGAAGCAAAACACUGCAAAUGAUGAGGGUGGUGAUGUGGAACCAACCAAAGCUAAGAAAAAGAGACGUACAGGCACAGAUACCCUGAUAUACCUCCAAGAAAAGACAGAGAAAGAAAUAGAGUUGAAAAAAGAAGAGUUGGCUCUGAAAAAAGAAGAACAAGAGGAACAUUUUGCAGGGCAAAAGGAUAUGAGGCAGCAGCAAAAUCAAAUAUAUCAGGGAUUUAGUAAAAUGCAAGAGACCAUGCAAAGUCAAAUGCAGAAGCAAGUUGAGCUUCAACAACAACAAAUGCAACAGAACAAUCAAUUGAUGAUGAUGAUGAUGCAAAUGAUGCAAAACUCAAAGAAAGGUUAAUAACUUGAAUUUACUCAGACGUGACUCAAAUGUUGAUGUUAAGAAUAAUUAUUGUUCUGUUAUCUGCCAUUUACAAUGAUUUUAAUUUUCAGAUGCUGUAAUUUAUUUAUUUUUAUAAUAUACACCUAUUCCAAGAAAUGUUGUCCAGGCCAAAGUCAAGAAGCUCACAACCAAAAUGAAUGCUGGAUUGGCAAGUGAUAUGUGAACAUGCAUGUGAAACUGUUCAUGUCUGUAUUUGUUCUCUCGAAACAAGUAUGAUUUGAAUAUAUAAAUAGAUUACUGGACUACCUAGCAUUUAUUGCGGUGUCAGCUUCCCACAUGGGCAAAGUUUUUUGGAAUAGGUUUAUGUUAGCGUGAUGACAUGUAAUUUGUAAAACAAAAAUCUAACAGUGGACUAAUAGUCAAUUGGAACAUGCAUCUUAAACUUGUAUCUAAUACACUAGGACCUAUUUCAUGGGUUAAAUGUAACAUCACUCAUCAUUUAUGUUGCUGUUUGUCACUUGUCAGAGAUGGCAGAACAGUUGGAGCUGGGGGGAGCUUUACCCCAUUCACACACACACGAAAACAAAAUCACACUGUUUUCCUUUUUUGCCUUAGUAAAAAUUUUUUUAGGAUGUGCAGCCAGAAAAAGAAAUUCUAGCACUCCCCACUCCACACAGCCACAAAUGUGCAAGCUCUGCCAUCCUUGCUUGUGUUUCUAUAUACUAAAAUACCCUUCAGUCUUUUAGCAUGUAGAGAUAGGGGGUCAAAAACUGAACAAUACACUAAUAUAAUAAAAUCUAAGCAGUCAGAUAUAUAUUCAUAUUCCUUAUAUUUAUAUUAAAGCACUUAUAUCAUUGUUUGUCACUUGUGUUUUUGUAUAUACAAUCUUUAGUCUUCUAGUAUGUUGAAAUAAGGGACCUCGAUCCCACUGAUGCAUGUAGCCAUUUUAGCAGUUAAUAAACCAGAACAAGUGAGGUCAAAACUGACUCUAAGUGUA